AGGUGGUUCGUCGUGACAUUCGUUUUGCGCGCCAACUUCAACUCUCAUCCAAAGUGAAGGUACCCUUUCCGCAUUCCUUAUCGGUGGUGAUGCGCGAAACCCCCGGUGGCUAUUUAUCGCUCUUCACCCAGGGAACCGCCGACAUUAUAAUGGAUUUCUGCGAUGAUUUCUGGGAUGGCAAAGACUUGCGUCCGCUGUCGCCGCAAGACCGCAAAAAGGCGCUCGAUUUCUAUCAACGCAGUGCGCUCACCGCCUACUGCACGGCCUUCUCAUAUCGCCCACUUCGCCAUGGCAUAAAUGGCGCGCUAAGCGGCGCAAAACAUACUGGCGGUCCAAUUGCCUAUCUGGAGUUGCCUCCCGAAUCAAAGAUACGUAUGCGGCAUGUAGAUCGCGCACACUGUGACUUCGAAAGUGGACAUAGCCAUGUGAAGUUAAGCCAUAGCAUCAGCACCGAUUCGCUGCUGUUCUCUGAAAGCAAAGACGACGACAUUAAUGAUGUGGAUGGUUGCUUUGAGAUGCAGUGCCAUCAGGUGUUCAUCGGUAUGGUGACUAUGCAGUACCAAGCGCAGACAGAUAUAGUGCAAUUGGUAGAGCGCUUGGAACGCGCUUGCAUACGUUUCGUACACUUCAGCAAGGAAAAUGAGUUGCGUUCGCGUGUGUUUUCGGAGAAAAUGGGUCUGGAAUCGGGUUGGAAUUGUCAUAUAUCGCUAUUGAAUGAGGCAGACGACAAGGCGUCGACGAAUACUGGCGCGGCCGCAAACAGCAGCGCUGAGAAGGCUAACACUAGUGGUACGUCAGCGGCUGGGCAAACGCCCACGCGAUCUGGUAACAAAGAAGCGCAUGUUACUAUUGCGAAUAAUAUCAACAACAUUGUCGAGUCCGCUCAUGAUCACUCAACAGCCAUAAGCAUCAUCAAAAACAAGAACAACACUGCCACAAGCACCAAUUCGACCACCACUGCCAUCAGUAGUAGUAAACCUUCAUUGCCUCAUAAAGUUGAAAACAUAACUCAGUGCAAUAGCAUGCACCACAACACCACCAUCAUUAGUAGCACGCAUCACAAUCAUCAAAUGCACCUAAAUACAUCGAAUAUUGCAGGAGGUACAACCGGCGCUGACAAUGAUGCCGAUGACGAAGGCAGCGAUUUGCAUCGCCUACUGCCGCCCGCCAAUCUCGAGUCUUCCAAAGCGCUUAGUUCAUCAGCGCCUGGCGCAAUCUCUAAUCCGGGCGACUACAGUGCGGUACAGCUUAGUUCAUCGCCGCCGUCGCGUCGCAGCAGCGCCAGCUGUGGGGACGGUAACGGAAAAGUGGAAUCUUUACACCUGGUUGGAGACGGCGACGAAGGUAAUGCUAUAAAAGCUGCAGCUGAAGCUGAUGCCGAGGAGCAGCGCCAGUCAGAGGACUCUGCAAUGGAUGAGAACUGCCGCUCUAUGAGCAUCAUUACGGAAAGCACGGAACAGAGCGCACCUGUGCACUUUGAUAUGUCGAAUCGUGCGAAACUGCCGCGCGGUAUCGAAAAUAUACGGCCGCAUUUAGAGCAAGUGGAUAACGUGCCGCUACAAGUAUCGCUUUUCACCGACUGUUCACCUGAAGCGACGCGUCAAAUGCUUGACAUCAUGCAAUCGUAUGGCGAAAUUGUCGUCUGUCUCGGCUCUUCGGCCAGCAACUCAAACGCAAAGAUCUUCUUGCAGGCCGACUGCAGCAUUGCGGUUGAACCGCUGUACCCACAAGUUUGCCAAGAUAUUCCCGCAUACACGGAGGGAAACCUAACUAACAACAAAUUGCGUUUGUUACGCUUGAAAAAAGACCUCAAUGGCGAAGAGAAGUAUGGCAGUCAUGAGCCUUACACCACCGAAGAGCUGCUCGAGAGCGGCUUCUAUGGCAAUGACGAGCCGCAAAUGCGUCCAAUGCAAUCCACGGGUAAUACUGUGUCGCCUGUUUAUCUAAGCAGACUACUCAACUCCUUGCCAUGUUCCAUAUCGGUGUGCCGCGAUGAACCUUUGUCACUGGUAGCCAUUAUCGAGCUAUCGCGUCGUUUCUCUUCAGGACUCUGGAAUUGCAUACAGUACUGGGCUUGCUGUGCUGGUGCGCUUUCGGUGAUUAACAUUUUGAGUGCUUGCCUUUCCUUGCCGCCGCUGCUGACGCCACUCAUGGUUAUCUAUUUGAUGAGUAUACCGGUGCCGUUAAUAGCUCUCGCUCUAGCGCACAUCGAUGUCGACCCAAAGAUUAUGAAUCGUGCAACGGGCAAGAAGCAAACUGAAUAUGACACACGCGUAUUUGGUUUUGUGGUUUGGUGUUACGGCUGCAAGUUCAUUGCGCCCAUUUUGGUGCUGAUUUUAGCCUAUUGUACAUUUAUGGCACAUCCCAUCGAACUCAUGGACAUUGACGAAGAGAAAUUUCAUAUAAAUUUGCAUAUCGCGCGCAUUUUCUCAUUUCUUGGCAUUUUAGUACAUUUUGUGAUGAUUUCUGCCAGCUUCGUGCAUCGGGAUCACUCGCUGUGGCAGCGCAAUCCCUUCCGCAAUAGCAUUUGGUUCUUCACCUGCAGCUGCACACUACUUCUGCAUGUAGUUGUUUGUGCAGUGCAGAUUUUCCUGCACGACACCUACUUCAAAGAGGCAUGUGGCAUGUGGCCGGCAAUAGUUUUUCUCUACUGUGGAAGUUUGAUAAGUCUGACUAUCACAGAAAUAUGCAAGUGGCAGGAAAUUAAGGUAAACACGCGUUAUCAGCGGCGUGCGAGACUAGACUUUGGCACCAAGUUGGGCAUGAAUUCACCUUUUUAAAAAGCGACUGAACAAAAGCGAUGAGUAUUCAACAAUCUAAAGAGACUAAUUUCGACAUCAAAGAAAUAAAAAACAAAACGAUGCAAGGAUGAUGCAUUAAAAAGACCAUAAACUAUUAUUAUAAAAACUACUUAAAGAACACAUUAAAAAAACAAAAAGAUAAGCAAUUCAAGACGUAGUGCCAAGGCUGCGGCUAAACUAAAUAAUAACGAAAUUAUGGAAUCACAAAAUAAAUAAAAAAA
Molecule: messenger RNA, 3022 nt
Organism: Rhagoletis zephyria (snowberry fruit fly)
Lineage: Eukaryota; Metazoa; Arthropoda; Insecta; Diptera; Tephritidae
Product: transmembrane protein 94-like protein l(2)k05819
Source: RefSeq, a predicted model, not a curated record